AUGAAUUAUAUGUACUUGAAGAAUCUGUGCUUACAGCAGUUAGAGAGUGGAGAGGGCUAUUUGCAGAUAUUCAAGGACAGUCUGGACAAGAUUGUAUCUCUGGAGAUCCUGAAUGCAGUUAUUUAUCUUGCUAUUUGUGAUGAUGACGAAGGUGCUCUUGGGAAUCUACUAGAUGUAUUUAUACGCAUGCUAGAUGCCAGUGUUGCGUUUUACGAAGAGUUUGAGAAGUCCGACUUCCACAUGAUUCUGUUCAGGAGGAUGCUCAGCCAUGUGAAUUACACAAAACUACGAUGGAUCUACAGUAAGAUUGAGGCACGAAGAGCAUCUACAGUAAUUGAAGACAUUGAAUUUCUUGGACGAAAUGUUUACAAUUAUUGCCUUUACAAGAAGAUGUACGGCGAUUUCCAAUUUGAUCUGGAACUGGAUGUUACGAGUUUAGAUACAGCAGAGCUAGGUGUGUUUCUUGAUGUUCUUAGAGCAAUAUGUAUCGAUAAUAGAGAGAAUUUGAGUCUGAUUGAGUAUCUAAAGCGUAUUGCAAAAUCUGUGAAUGUAGAUAUUCUGUUGGCCAUAGUUGAUCCGAAGUGCAUAAUACACUCUACAAUGAUUGGAGCUGAAGAGAUGUAUUUAUUGAAUCCUGCACAGGUGAUAGAACCUGAUGAGAGGAUGCUUGUAAGAGUGGCUUUAUGCAGUGUUAAUGCUGAACAGAACAAAUGCAAGGUGUGUGGAAAUCAUGUUUUGAGGAGUGAUGCUAAUGCACAGAAGUAUCUUGAUGAUGCAAUGUGUGCAGAGAAGUAUCUUGGGGAGGCUAUUCUGGAUAUUGAUGAGCUGUGUAAUGCAGUGAGCCAUUGUAAAACGUUCAGGUCACAUAGAACAUUUACUGCAUUGCUGAAGCAUAUAUUCAAAAUACAGAAUAACCUUGAGCAUUGCUUUCAUUUACGAUGGUUUAGAAUUGAGGAAAGCAGCAGUGAGGAGAAUACAAUGAUUACGCUUUUGAAGCAUGUUUCAGAAACGCUAGGUAUUGAGGAUCUAUCGAAUGUUCUAAAGAUAUUUUCAUACACCGAUCUCACGCCUAAGGUGACAUUUUCUUAUUUUGUUGUUUUGUUUAAUGGACUUUCAAGACAUAGUGCAAAUGUGUUUCUGAGAGACGUGAUACUGAAUGUUGUAAUGAGAAGCAAGACAGAGUUUAUGAAGAUCAGACCAAUGAUUUUUGAAUACUAUCUGAGUACUACAGCGAUGAUGGGAAAUGAAGCAAUGCAAUGUGAGAAUCUGAAUACAAAGCACAACACUAGUAGUGAUUGGAAUAAAAAUGAAUCAUGCAUUGAUUAUGCGAAUGCGCAUGAUUUAAGAUACAAUGAAUGCAUAGAAAUCAGGAAUAACAGAAGAUUUGAGGAUUUUUUCAGACCGCUUGUGCAGUUCUUCUCUGAAGACUGUGAAGUAUUCGUGAGGAACAAUAUGUUUUACAUAUACCCGGUGGUUUAUUCGAUACCUUUUUUAUAUAGAUAUGUUUCUGAUCCUGAGUUUUCACGGAUGCAUGGCCACUUGCUUGUGGUAUCGCUGCUUCUACAGGAUAAUCCUAACAAGAUUCAAUGCAUGGGAUAUGAAAGCCAUGAAUUGAUGGAGAUGGGUGUAGAUGUGAUAGCGCCCCUUUUUUUCAACGGGUAUUUCAAAUACAACGUGCUGGAAAAAUUUUUUGGAGAUGUGAAUGAGUACAUCAGUAACAACCUGUCAAAGUUUCUUUUUGAAUUGAAGAGGAUCUAUGUUGAAAGACCGUUUGAACUCAGAGUAUGUGUAUUUAAGGUAAUGAAGCAUGUGAUAGAUGCAGUGAAUGAAAGCAUGAGCAUGGUAUCUAACUGCCUUUUUCCAUUCAUUGAGUUUUUCAUAAGGAAGCAUGAGGAUGAAUGUGGAGCUAAUUGCAAGAGUGUGUUUAUUGAGUAUUACUCAUCUUUUUUUGAUGCAAAGCAGUUUAUGAAGAGCAUGCCAAGGAUAUUUCUAUACAUGGAUGUGGAGAAGAUAGUUGAAUGGAGCAACAUCCGAAGGCGAGAAGAGUAUUUAGACCUGAUAUCACGUCUACUUGAUGCUAAGGGAUAUUUUGUGCGAGAGAUUGUAACAACAAAAGCUGUUGAGCUUCUUGAGCGGAUGUUUAUGCAACAGCAGGUUUUGGAUAAUUGUGUAGUGAAAUCUAAUAUAGUGCAUGAAAAUGUAGCAAGAGUAAAUAUAACAGAGGCGGAACAUGAAGAAAUGUUUGUGAAGAAUAUGCUGAGGUGUUUUUUUACAGACGAAUGCUUUCGAGCGAAGAUCGGUGAUGUUUACAAGAAGCUCCGAGUGAUUGAUGAAAAGAGUUCAUCUAUGAUUGGAAGUAUAUCAAGGAAGUAUUUACCUACGGAUCCUCUGUGUAUUGAUUCUGACGUGCCUUAUAUUGAGUGUAGCCUGGAGUCGAUAGCAAGUGUGAUGGUGCAGAUGUUUUUACUUGAUAUCAAUCCCAGGAAGCAGGAUAUUUAUUUUUUUGUGAUACAAGAAACACUGAAGUAUGUGAACAAGAAGUUUGACAAGAAUGUUGAGAGCAUAGUUGAGCAAUUUAGAAGCACGCAAUACUUUUAUGAGCAUUUACCUGCACGCUGUGCCGAGAAGAUGUACGAGAAGACAUAUGCAUUCAGAAGAUUUCUUGAGAAUGUGUAUAGAUGUCUGUUGUAUAAUCUUGAAGAGCUGAACAAACAAGAAUAUUUUGACCUUCUUAAGUAUGGUUGUUUGCUUGAUGAGAGUUUUCUUGAGUUUAACUGCUUGUGCUUGUGUAGGAUGUUUUUAGAAUGUGGAGAUAAUAGAAUUUUAGAGAUCACAGCUGAGAUUACUGAAGACCUGGAAGUGGGGAUUGAUACGAUGAUUCCAAGGUUUAUACUUAAACUGGACAGGUUUUCAGGAAGAAAGUACAUUGAUGACAAGCAUCUGCUAAGGAUUGCUUUAUUUCUGAAGGAAUACUACACGGUGAUCCAGGUGGUUGAGAGAAUGAUCAGAAAUGAUAAGCACAGAAGCAUGUUUGAUGUGUUACAGUAUGCUUAUUAUAUGAUUGGAGACUAUGGAAAGGUUAUGGGAGUUAGCUCGAUGUUUACAAGACCGAAUGCAACAAAUCUGUUUUUUGGAUUUUGUAUUGAUAGGAACUUUAAAGCAGCAAGAAGAUGCCUAGAGCUGAUUGACAAGAAUGAGGGUGAAUAUGAAGAUGUGAAACAGGAAGAAAGAGUUGAUGUUGGUAGAUUACUUGAAGAGAUUGUUGGUAAAUGUGAUGAUGAGAUUGCGGUGUUUGUGGCUGAUUGUAAACAGAUUGAAAGUGAAUUUUGUAGAUGGAAAGAAUUGAAUGGACGAUGUGAGCUUUCCAGACAUUUUCUAAAGGAUUGUGAACUUGUAUCUAAGAGCACGAAUGUUUUAUCAACGCUGGGUGUGAUAGCAGGAAGACGGGAUCUUGCAGACAACAACAUGAUGCUUCUACGAUGUCACCUGAGCUUGUCUGCUGGUGUGCGUAGCAUGGUUGAAAAGGCAAACAGUGGACCUUAUGAUGAGCUUGCGGAUACGAUGAGCAUUGAUAGAAGAUUUGAGUAUGAUGAGCGUAGCCAGCGAUUGAGUAGCAAUGAUAGAGAAUGCUUUGAAGAUCUUGCAUCAAUUGGCAGCAGGAGCAUUAAUGAUUGCAUAAAAACACGCAAAUGCAUAAGUAAUAGGAAUGGGAGUGCUGGAGAUACAGGAUGUUAUGAAUCUUUGAAUGAUUUUGAAAGGGAUGUCAGGCUUGAGAUGAUUAGGAAGUAUAGGAUUGAAGGGGAUGCAACAAGAUGUGCACAAGAGAUUGGGGACAUGCUUCUGAAAAAGGAUUGGGCGGUUCUUUAUGAGCUUGCAGAGUUGAAAGCAGCACAAGGAAGAAUUGGCAAUGCAAAGUCUGCACUUAAAAAGCUUUUGGAGCUGUUUCCGAUGUCUUCGAUGCAUUACAAAAGGGCGUUUGUGAGAUAUACUGAACUGGUUGACACGAAGGCUGCAUAUGAGCAUGCACUGUCAGUGUUAGGAGAUUGUGGACGAUUGCUUUUACUCGGUGCAAAGCGUUUUGAGAGCACUGAAGCAGUGAAAGCAAUGAGUCUGUAUAUAAGAUGUGUUGAAUGCGACAAAUCAUUGUGUGACGAAGCGAUUCCGAGGAUUUUCCACUUGUUUUCUGAGAUGAGCUCGCCAAGUGAUACGAGUACGGGUGCACGUCUCCUGAAAGGAUUUGUGGAAACGAGCAUCAAGCUUCUUCCGCCAUAUUAUAAUCAGAUUCUUUCAAGACUCAGUCACCCAAACACCGAGGUUGUUGAUGAGAUUUGUAACGUUGUGUAUGUGCUCAUGGAGAGCUACCCGAAUGAAACAUUCUGGAAGUCACUGAUAAUGGUGAACUCGCAGGUUCUAAACACUAGAAGAAGGAUGGACGGUAUAAUGUCCAGAUUGUGCUUAGAUAAUAAGGUUGUAUUUGCAAAUAUUAAGAAAGUAUCUGAGAUGCUGAUUGAGAUUUCAAAGUGCAAGAAGAACAAAAUAUCGAUGGCUACGGACUUUCCUGUGUUUUCAAAUAUGUUUCCAGCAGGCAUAGUUGUGCCAAAUACAAAUGUGCUUAUAAACGGGGUAAAAAAUGAGAUUGAGGUGUUGAACUCGCUGCAGAAGCCCAAGAGGAUUUGUUUUGUCGGUGAGGAUGGCAGGAUGUAUUAUUGGCUAUGUAAGAACCAGGAUGAUCUGAGGAAAGACAGCAGGUUUAUGGACCUGAAUAUUAUAAUCAAUAACAUGGCGAAGAAGAGAGAAGGUGAAAUGUACAUCAGGACAUAUGUAGUCAUUCCGUUCAAUCACGAAAGUGGAAUAAUUGAAUGGAUAGAGGGACUGAAUUCAUUGAAGGCAAUCUGUGAGGAGUACUAUGCAAAAGAAGGUGUGUCGAUUGCUGAUGUGGCACGAAAGUUUGCAAAGAACAAGAGAGUUGGACAGAAGGAUUGGAUGGAGACGGUGUUGAGGUUUCCGCCGAGAUUCUACAUGUGGUUCUACAAUAACUUUUCCAGCCCUUUCAACUGGCUUUUGGCCAGAAAUAACUUUACUAGGACGUAUGCAAUGAUGAAUAUUGUUGGAUGGUUCAUGGGUCUUGGAGACAGGCAUGCAGAGAACAUUAUGUUUGACUCGAAGACAGGAGACACAAUCCAUGUUGAUCUGAACUGUAUCUUUGGCAAGGGGUAUGAAAUUUCUGUACCUGAGCGGGUGCCUUAUAGGCUUACACAGAAUAUUGUUGAUGCAUUUGGCGUGAUGAGACUUGAAGGGUUGUACAAUGAUGCACUUGGUAACACACUGGAACUAUUUCUCCACAACAAGAAUGUACUUGUAUCGAAUCUAUUGUCGUUUGUAUAUGAUCCUUUGUUUGAGUGGCGAAGGAAAUCGAUUGAGAUGCCGAAGAGGAUCAUUGAUGAGCUGAAUGCCAAGCUGGAUGAUUUAGAUACAAGUAGCAAAUGCGAAAUGCUUAAUGAAGAAGCGAUGAGUGAUGAGAACCUGUGUAUGAUGUAUAUUGGAUGGCUCCCUUUUAUCUGA
This is a messenger RNA of Ordospora colligata OC4, 5562 nucleotides long. RefSeq names its product protein kinase domain-containing protein. The record is from RefSeq and is a predicted model, not a curated record. The coding region runs from base 1 to 5562 and encodes 1853 amino acids. The transcript has a single exon. Gene Ontology annotation, molecular function: protein serine/threonine kinase activity; protein binding. Lineage: Eukaryota; Fungi; Microsporidia; Ordosporidae. Gene Ontology annotation, biological process: DNA damage checkpoint signaling; telomere maintenance; protein phosphorylation. Gene Ontology annotation, cellular component: nucleus.